Messenger RNA from Rotaria sp. Silwood2, 1416 nucleotides. The record is from the annotation of a GenBank genome assembly. Lineage: Eukaryota; Metazoa; Rotifera; Eurotatoria; Philodinida; Philodinidae.
AUGGAUAUUAAGUUUACUUGGUCAACUACGCAAAAAGGUGAAAGAGCAAUCUUGUAUAAUAAUUAUUUAUAUCGAUUAAGACGUGAAAACCAGAAUGGUUCGUUCAUAUAUGUUUGCACAGCUAAAUCAUGUCCUUGUGCUAUUACUUUAAAAAACAAUGUUAUUAUUAAAAAAAAUAGUACAAAUCAUAAUCAUGCUCCAAAAUUGACUGAAAAUGUAGAAAAUGUUUUAAAUGAGUUAAAACGUCGCGUAUUGACUGAUGUUGAUCAACCUAUAGGUAGAAUUUAUGAAGAAGAACGGCGCGAAAAUGGUUCAGCUGCUGCAAUUCCAGUUUUUGAGACUUGGAAAUCAAAUUUAUACAAUAUUCGUAGAUCAGUAUUACCUGCAAUACCAACUUCAAUAGAUUCUAUUAAAAUUCCUCACUGUAUGUCAUUUACGGAUACUAAUGAACAAUUUUUAUUUUGUAAUUCAACUACGCCACACAAAAUUAUUGCAUUUGCAUCGGAAACAGCAUUAAAAAUUUUAAGUGAAAAUCAUCAUUGGAAUGCUGACGGAACAUUCCGUACAUCACCGGCAUUGUUUAGUCAAGCGUAUUAUAUACAUGUCUGGGAUGAAUACAGUAUGAAGCCUAUGGUUUACUCAUGUUGUCAAGAUAAAUCCCAACAGACUUAUAUAAAUUUAUAUCAAUCAUUAAUUCAAUACGCAACAACAAAGAAUAUUACUUUACAGCCAAAAUCAAUAUUAGUUUAUUUUGAACGAUCUGCAAUAAAUGCGAUUAAUGAAGUAUUUCCAAGUACAAUUGUAAAAUGCUGUCAUUUUCAUUAUGCACAAAACAUAUGGAAAAAGGUUAAAAAGUAUGGUUUAAAGCAAUUAUCAAAAGAAGAACAUAUUAAAAGACAAAUAGCUAAUAUUAUAAGCUUACCUUUAGUACCAAAAAAUGAAAUAAAUAAUUUCAUGGAACAAAUAAUUGAUGUUUUGUUCAAUAUUGAUAGUAAAUUUGAUAAAUUAACCGAUUAUAUAUUAAAUACUUAUGUCGAAGAUCCUUUAUUUACAUCUAAUAUAUGGAAUCAUUUCGAUUCAAUUGGCGAAAGAUCGCGUACUAAUAACCAUUUAGAAGGCUGGCAUCGACAAUUAAAUUCGCGUGUUCGAACACACCCAGAUCUUUGGGCAUGGUAUAAUGAAAUCAAAUCAUCAGAAGAAUCAGUUAUGAUUCGCCAUGAACAAGAACAAGCGCAAAAGCGUACAACAAGACCAAGAAAAGCGAAAAAUAUACGUGACGAUGAAAAACUUAAAUCAGCAAAGACAAAAUAUAUUCAAGAUCAAGAUUUUAAUGCUUAUCAAAAAGUCUUACGAAGUAUCUCUCAUCGAUAUAUAGAUGUUUUAAAAGACGCUAAAGAUAGUAGUGACGAAGAGUAA